Molecule: messenger RNA, 2163 nt
Organism: Drosophila melanogaster (fruit fly)
Lineage: Eukaryota; Metazoa; Arthropoda; Insecta; Diptera; Drosophilidae
Exons: 1
Coding region: 124-2091 (655 amino acids)
Source: RefSeq, marked reviewed
UGACAGUCCGAAUAUAAACGGUCACUUAAUUCACUUGUUUACAAAAUAUUUACCGCAUAUUUUCAGAGAAAUAUAGUUUUAAUUAAAAAUUUGAAAAUCCACUUAGCGUGGGGCCUUAAAACUAUGCAACGCGGUAAAAUUUCCUUCGGGAAAAUCAAACUGAAUGUAAACGUACCUCCUGCGGAGCCAAGAUCCAACGAAACCGAGGCGGAAGAUGCAAAGGAGUCCACUGAAGCCAGCGGAAAUGGCGGAGGAUUCAAGAAAAUGGACAAGGAGCAGAUGAUUCGGCAGAUCGAGGACGUGGCCGAAGAUCUGGAGAGCCAGCACCUCAAGGAAGUGAUGGGCAUCAGUGGCUUUGGUCGCAAGGCGGCCAAGGUGUUCGACAUCAACGAGCAGAUAGAAAAGGCGAGAGUUACCCGCCCGGGAAUGGACAAAAAAAGGGAGGAGUCCAAGCCGAAGGAGGAUGACCAGAAAGACGAGGAAGAGGAGGACGUAAUAGGUCCCCUACCACCAGCUGUGACCACAGACAAGGAGAAAGCCACGAAGGAAUCGUCCAAAGACGAAGACUCCGAUGACGAUGAUUAUUCGUCCGAUGAAGAUUCAGAUGACGAACAAAGCCUUGCUAAGCGCAUACCCUACACACACGAGGUGCAGAUGCAGCACGGUUCCCGCGCUGUCCUUGCCCUGGCUGGCGAUCCCUCGGGUGCCCGCUUGGUCUCUGGUUCCAUAGACUACGAUAUGUGCUUCUGGGAUUUCGCCGGCAUGGACUCGAGCAUGCGUAGCUUCCGGCAACUGCAGCCGUGCGAGAACCAUCCCAUACGUUCUCUCCAGUACUCCGUGACCGGCGACAUGAUCCUGGUCAUCUCCGGAAACGCCCAGGCCAAGGUCCUCGACCGCGAUGGAUUCGAGAAACUGGAGUGCUGCAAGGGCGACCAGUAUAUCUCGGACAUGUCGCGCACCAAGGGCCACGUGGCACAGUUGACCUCCGGCUGCUGGCAUCCAUUUAACAGGGAGCAGUUCCUGACCGCAGCUCUCGACGGUACUCUGCGCAUCUGGCAGGGAUUGAAGUCCAAGGAACAGUUGCAGGUGAUCAAGACAAGGGCGCAGGGAGGCCUCCGCACCAACGCAGCAUCAUGCAACUUUAACAGGGACGCCACACUCAUAGCAGCGGGCUGCGUGGAUGGUUCCAUUCAGACGUGGGACACGCGCAAGAUGUUUGUGAACACCACGCACUGCGUCAGGGAUGCGCAUCAGAAGGGUUCGGAGAUCACCUCCAUUGUGUUCUCGUACAUGGGUCAGCAGUUGGCCACUCGCAGCAACGACGAGACCAUGAAGCUUUGGGAUCUGCGGCAGUUCAAACAGCCGCUGCAUACCUGGACAAACCUGUUCUCCCGCUACGACACAACAGAUUGCUGCUUUAGUCCAGAUGACCGUCUGCUAGUCACCGGAGAAUCGCUUCCGAAGGGCCAGGCCGAAGCGAACCUGUAUUUCUACAGCACUAAGAGCUACGAGGAAGUGCAGCGGAUUCCCGUGUCCAACGCGCACGUGGUGAAAACGCUGUGGCACCCAAAGCUCAACCAACUGUUCGUGAGCUGUGGCAAUGGAACCAUUAAGUGCUAUUACGAUGAGCACCGCAGCAUCCGGGGCGCCAAGCUGUGCGUAGUGAAGACGCAUCGCAAGAGGCAGCCCAUGGAGAUGGUGGGAGUCUCCCAGAUCAUUACGCCGCACGCCCUGCCAUUGUUCAGGCAGGAAAAGUCCCGUACCUCGCGUAAGCGGAUGGAGAAGGCCCGUAUGGAUCCUGUCAAGUCCCAGCGACCGGACUUGCCCAUCACCAGCGGUCAGGGCGGCCGCGUGGCCAGCUCCGGCGGCACCCUCUCCUCCUAUGUCAUCCGCAAUCUGGGCCUGAGCAAGCGGGUGGACGACGACCAGGAUCCCAGGGAAGCCAUCUUGAAGUAUGCCAAGGACGCAGCCGAGAAUCCUUACUGGAUAGCACCGGCCUACAAGCAGACGCAGCCAAAGGCCAUCUUCUCCGAAAAACUACCCGCCGACGAGCCGGCCACCAAGAAGCCCAAGACAGAGGCGGACAAAUAGGAAGUCAAUCUAUUUAUAAGAGCUUAGAUAUGUUAAUAAACUCGUUACGACGUAAGAACUUUAGCUUAGCUU